Electrophorus electricus (electric eel) is the source of this 2460-nucleotide messenger RNA. It is a transcript of the gene gtf2e2, whose product is annotated as general transcription factor IIE, polypeptide 2, beta. Gene Ontology annotation, molecular function: TFIIH-class transcription factor complex binding. Lineage: Eukaryota; Metazoa; Chordata; Actinopteri; Gymnotiformes; Gymnotidae. Gene Ontology annotation, cellular component: transcription factor TFIIE complex. The record is from RefSeq and is a predicted model, not a curated record. Gene Ontology annotation, biological process: transcription initiation at RNA polymerase II promoter.
UUCUAAUUAAGAUAGACAAAGAAAAAGAUGGCGUCGUCUUCAUUGGAAGUAGUCGUUAGAACUAGCUAGGUAGCUAGUCACGUUAACGCUACUUGUUUGUGUGUAGUUGUCUAUCUUACAUCGAGGCGAGAUAGCGAGUCGGUUUAUUUUAGCGUACACCUCUUCUCAACUGAAUCAGCCCAAAGAAAAUAGCCGAUGAGCAUUGGGUUUGUAAAUAAGAUAUAGCCAACUGUUUGCCUCUCAAAGAGAGAGUUCACGGGCGGAAGAGCGAGGAUGGACCCUGCUCUGCUGAGAGAGCGUGAACUAUUUAAGAAGAAGGCUCUGUCCACUCCGACGGUAGAAAAGAGACCUGCAUCCUCUGAGGCCUCUGGCUCCUCCAAGAAAAAGAAGAGCAAACUCGACAAAGAGUCCUCCUCAGCAUCCAAAAACAACACAGAUUCCAGUAAUGGAACCUUCAAUCUCAAAGCCCUCUCUGGGAGCUCAGGCUACAAGUUCGGUGUUCUGGCGCGAAUCGUCAACUACAUGAAGACGAGACAUCAGAGAGGCGACACUCAUCCUUUAACCUUGGAUGAGAUUUUGGAUGAGACCAAACUGCUGGACAUCAGCAUGAAGCAAAAGCAGUGGCUCAUGAGUGAGGCCUUGGCGAGCAAUCCAAAAAUAGAUGUGCAGGACGGCAAAUACGCCUUUAAGCCCAAAUACCACCUGAAGGAUAAGAAAGCUCUGCUCAGGCUGCUGGAUAAGCAUGACCAGCUAGGCCUGGGAGGGGUCCUGCUGGACGAUGUGGAGGAGGGCCUCCCCAACGCGGCCAAGGCUAUCAAAGCUUUAGGUGACCAGAUCAUAUUCGUCACCAGGCCAGACAAGAAGAAGAUUCUUUUCUACAAUGACAAACACUGUCAGUUUGAAGUAGAUGAAGAGUUUCAGAAGCUGUGGCGUAGUGUUCCAGUGGAUUCCAUAGAUGAAGACAAGAUAGAAGAUUACCUGAAGAGACAAGGCAUCUCAUCCAUGCAAGAAACCGGACCAAAGAAAAUAGUGUCCAUUCAGAAGAGGAAGAAGCCAGGAACCCAGAAGAAGAGACGGUUCAAGACUCACAAUGACCAUCUGAAUGGAGUUUUGGAGGACUACUCAGAGGGGGUCCCUACCAAGAAGUGACACAGACAUGGCAACUUUAUCCCUCACACGAGAUAAAGAAUUCAGAAAGUGAAGAUUGGCAUCUGUAUAUUUCCCCUGGUACCCUGUGUCUGAUCAGAACUUUCUCAUUGUCUCUCUGUUUGUCUCACUCACACUCUCACAAAACUAACAGAAACAAUACAAAUGUGAACUUACUGUAAAUAGUUUUUCUUUUAUUUGUUUCUAUUUUGUGCCUGUGCUUUAAACAGUAUGUUGAAGCCUCUUUUUUGUUUUAGAAUAAAACUCUUGAGUGAAGAAAGUGAAUCACAUUUUUGCCUCUCCUUCAGUUCUGUUUUUGUGUUUUUGUUUGUUUUUAUUUAAAAAAUUUUUAAAUUUUAUUUUAAUGUCUUGAUUGACUACUGCAGUGAUGGCAGACAUACUUUAAUUUUUCAACUAUUCAGUCACUGUUAGGUACAUGAGCUAUAGACAGCUGGAUCAGGCUCCUCUGAAAUAUUUUAAUUAUAUUUAGAGAUUAAGUGAAAGGAUAUGAGGAGACCGUACUGUGUACACGCACGUGUACACUGGCAAUCCACACUUUCACACUUCUGUACACACCCCUCACCCGUUUUUGUCUGCUUUUCUGUUCUGUGUCUGACUGAUGAGAAAGGUGGAGUUAAAAAUGGGUUACCGCUCACUGAUCACCACCGUGCCACUGUGGGUAACACUGCAACAGCAUUGCACUGUUUGAUUUUAGCAGCACAUUCAGUCUUUUUUGUAAUGCUACACAGAUGUAACGAACAAAAUAUUGGCUGAAGUAAGAAUGCACCAGUAAGGCAUGUUGUAUGCAGUGAAGUGAGAAAUGUAAGUGAUGGUGAAAAGAUUCUGUCACCAGUUGGCUGCUUAUGUGACUUCAGACCACGAGCACACAAGCUCUGGUUCUGGAAGGUCAUGUUUCACAGUCUAGUGUUUUUGGUGCUUUAAAGCAUCUGAUGUAACCUACCAGCUGGAGACCUGCACCAUGCAUAAUAUUUAAGUGAGUGUGUGUGGUGGGGUUGGGGGGGUCAUGUUACUUUCUACACAUGGUCUGAAAGUCUGAAAACAAGCCUUUCGUAGUAUGAAAACCGAAAGCAGGAAAUCAUACUUCUGUAUAGCGAUGGUUAUAAGCAAGAAAACAACUUCUUGUAUAGGGAUGGCAAAGUUCUAUUUUUAAACUCUAGUCAGUUACGUACAUGAGAUACAAGUAGAUCUAGUCAUUGAGUUUGUCUUUUAUGACUGAUGUGCAUAGUUAGAAGUGACUUUUCAAACCUUGUGAGAAAGUUUUCCAGUGAUGCAAUUAAAGGUCCUAGACACACU